Molecule: messenger RNA, 1629 nt
Organism: Grosmannia clavigera kw1407
Lineage: Eukaryota; Fungi; Ascomycota; Sordariomycetes; Ophiostomatales; Ophiostomataceae
Product: c2h2 finger domain containing protein
Exons: 4
Coding region: 1-1629 (542 amino acids)
Source: RefSeq, a predicted model, not a curated record
AUGAUGUCUGGACGCAACCUGAUCCAGCCCGCGUAUUUUGACCAGCCAGCAGAAGCCGUCGGUUCCAUUGGCCCAGGCGUGCUGCCCGCUGCACCGGGAGCCCCGACAGCUGUCCCGAUGAGGAAAGGCGCCAUGUGUUACGACAACUAUGUUCACAGCACCCAGAAUCCCGGUACAGGAAACUCGCUGCAGCUCGACGCGGGUUCUGCGGCCACUGCUCUGGUCAGCCAGACCUUGUUCAGCGGCACCGCGGAUGUGGGCAUCAUGCCGGCACAGCAGACAGCAAUGGCCUCGGACGAGCCACAACCCAUCGUGGCAAGAACCUCGUCGGGAGACAUACGGGGGAUCGUUCUCCCCGGCGCCAUAUAUUACCGGCGGGCCGGCUAUACCUUCCCACAACGGCGGUAUGCCAUUCUCCUGGACGAUCCGAUCGCAGAGACCGAGUGUGGUGCCGAAAUUUUCGAGCUUGGGACGGCGCACGUCUACGGUUAUGUUGUCCAUAUUGGCCGCUACUCUCGUGUCCAGGUUGUGUAUGCUGUUGCCGUCGCCGAUGGCUUCUGGGAUGUCAGCAGCCGAUUCGACGAAGAGACGCGCAACGCUACACUCUGGUACGACAGGCAGCCCCGAGCAUUGCCUCUGUGUCUAGGCACUAUCGCAAGGGGCGAGGGGGCGAGGAUGGGUCACAGCAUGGCGGCUGAGGCUUCUUCACCCGCCUUCAUCAUCCAAACCCCAGUGAUGCAAGAACAGUCCAGUUUUGGCUACGGCAGCAGCAACGAGCCUGGCUUUAUAAUGCCGGCAGCUUCUUCGGCCACCGGCCCAUCGUCAGCAAAGCCUUCCCUAGGAUCUCCCAUCCCCACACUAGCUUCGAUGGAGGACAGUACGGCAAUGGCCCGACCUGGCCACAAGAAGGACUGCCAAGUUCAGUUCGUCCACUACCGAGGCAUCAGCGUAGACGGGGAAAGGCCGGUCGGGCUGCUUGGCAAGCUCGACACGGAGAGCGAUGGGGAGCAGCACUGCCUGCCGCUGCUGAACGACGAAAUGGCAGAUCAGGAUACGUCCAUCAACGAGCUUCUGCCAGACAAGAAAUGCCCCUUCCAGACAUGCCCAUACCAUAAGAAGGGCUUUGCGCGGAAGCACGAUCUUGUCCGGCACGUCAUCACACACUACGAUGGACAGCUGUACUGUGGUUUCUGUCCAGACGAACUUGCAAAGUCAUUUGGCCGGCCCUUUUUGCGGGUAGAACCACUCAAACGCCAUCUGGCAGUUGUUCACCACGCUGCCAAGUUCCGGAAGACGCAGAACACCACCGAGACGUAUCUGAAGCUCCGCCUAAAAGAGUAUGGGGCGGUGCAUGGGGGCCACUGCAACAUCUGUUCUCGGCAGUUCUCCGUGGCUGCGAAGCUGUACAACCACAUCGAGGGCUGUGUUGUGCGACUGCUUCUGGAGCGCGCGCGAGCAGGUGACAUCGAGCCACAGGAGUCAGAGGAGUUGUCGGGAGCACAGCUUGGCUGGAGCACCAACCACCAGGCCUCGAGGCGGGCGGGUGCAAAGACUGGGACGGAGGGCGAUAAGAAGCAGGAAAUUGAGGAGCAAAACAUGGUCCCGGGCUACGACGACUCUUCGCUCUAA